AUGUUUGGAUGGUUCCCCCUGCUGCAGCAGAUCAUUCCUGUCCACAGCUGAUCCACCAUGGACACAUCUCUCUUCAAAGACCUCCUCGUAGGACAUUUAAUGCCAGAAAAAUGCUAUAAUGAGCUUUUUGUCCAAGUUCGUUUUCACGCUCCCUGCCUCAGGUUUGUGCUAAACAAAAUUGUCGGAUUUUGGAUCAUAUUGGAUACAUUUCUGGCGCUGCUCCCUCAGCUGCUGAAGAUUGCAUGGAGUGGAAGCUCAGAGGGCCUCAGCCUGACCUCCUUCCUGCUGCAGCUCUAUGCUUUAUCAUGUCCGGUCAUUUACGCCACAGCCAGCAACUUCCCGUUUUUUGCCUGGGCUGAGAGGCUCUUCACGUUGGCUCAGACAGCAACCAUCGUCUUCCUCAUCCUGCAUUAUCGGGGUCAAUCACGUAAAGGCGUGCUGGUGCUCCUGGGUUAUGGAAGUGUAAUGCUCCUCCUUGGCUUGUACACCGCUGCAGCUGUCGGCAAAGUCAUGCACACAUCCACCAUUCCAGCUCUCAUUUUAAGCAAGGUUGUUCAAACUGCAGCAAACCACCAUAAUGGCCACACCGGUCAGCUGUCCAUCCUGUCAUUGUUACUGUCAUGCCUCGGCUCGCUUGGUGCUGUUAUUGUGUCUGUGCAGGAGAGCGGAGGAUCCUUUACUACUGUGUCUCUGGGAUUGUCUUCAUUUCUUAGCAUCGUCCUAAUGGCCCAGGUCCUCUAUGGCACAAGGGUUGCUGUCUCUAAGAAGAUGGAAUAGCUCUGAAAGGACAGCAAGUGUCUGUGUGCAGUGAUCCUGAGCAAUGUUUGUGCUGUAUUUGGAUGUUUACAGUGUUUUGAUAGUCAUUAUGAACCAGCGUCUGUCUUUAGAACAAACUCUGCUUCCUAAAUUAAAGCUUCUCUGCUGGUUUUAAAUAUCAGA
Cyprinodon variegatus (sheepshead minnow) is the source of this 939-nucleotide messenger RNA. RefSeq names its product mannose-P-dolichol utilization defect 1 protein-like. The transcript has 7 exons. Lineage: Eukaryota; Metazoa; Chordata; Actinopteri; Cyprinodontiformes; Cyprinodontidae. Gene Ontology annotation, biological process: oligosaccharide biosynthetic process. The record is from RefSeq and is a predicted model, not a curated record.